Messenger RNA from Phycodurus eques (leafy seadragon), 3773 nucleotides. It is a transcript of the gene cpne4a, whose product is annotated as copine IVa. Bases 1 to 1668 code for a protein of 555 amino acids. The record is from RefSeq and is a predicted model, not a curated record. The transcript has 15 exons. Lineage: Eukaryota; Metazoa; Chordata; Actinopteri; Syngnathiformes; Syngnathidae. Gene Ontology annotation, molecular function: calcium-dependent phospholipid binding. Gene Ontology annotation, cellular component: plasma membrane. Gene Ontology annotation, biological process: cellular response to calcium ion.
AUGAUGAGUGACAUCUACGAUUCGGCGUGCGACUCGUUGGGUCUGCUGGAGUCGGCGUGCCUGACCAAAGUGGAGCUGAGGCUGACGUGUAAAGGGAUCAGUGACCGCGACGCUCUCUCCAAGCCCGACCCGUGUGUCGUGCUCAACAUGAAGUCACAUGGGCAAUGGAUGGAGGUGGACCGCACGGAGGUGAUGCGCAGCUGUGUCAACCCGUCCUACUCCAAGGUCUUUACGCUAGACUUUUACUUUGAAGAAGUGCAGCGUUUGCGCUUCGAGCUGUAUGACAUCAACAACAGCAACUACAACGGCCUGAAGGACGCCGACUUCCUGGGUGCCGUGGAGUGCACGCUGGGACAGAUCAUCUCUCAGAGGAAACUGUCCAAAGCUCUACUGAGGCCAGGAGGCAACGUGGGAAAAACCAUCAUCACGAUCACAGCGGAAGAGCUGACGGGGAAUGACGACUACAUCGAGCUUUCCUUCAGUGCCAGAAAGCUGGAUGACAAGGACUUUUUCAGUAAGUCGGAUCCGUUCCUGGAAAUCUAUCGUCUGAACGAGGAUGCCACGCUGCAGCUGGUCUACAGGACAGAGACGGUGAUGAACAACUUGAAUCCCGUAUGGAAAACGUUCAAAGUUUCUCUCAACUCGCUCUGCAACGGAGACCACCAGCGCAAGCUGCAGUGCACGGUGUGGGACUGGGACUCGAACGGGAAACACGACUACAUCGGAGAGUUUGAGGCCUCCUUCCAAGAGAUGCGGGGCGCCAUUGACGGACGACAGGUGCAGUGGCCGUGCAUAAACUCAAAAUACAAAGUGAAGAAGAAGAGUUACAAGAACUCUGGCAUUGUCAUCCUCAACCAGUGCAAGAUUAUCAAGAUGCAUUCCUUCCUGGAUUACAUCAUGGGAGGCUGCCAGAUCCAAUUUACUGUGGCCAUCGACUUCACGGCGUCCAAUGGUGACCCUCGCAACAGCUGCUCCCUGCAUUACAUCCACCCGUACCGACCCAACGAGUACUUGAAGGCGCUCGUCGCUGUGGGCGAGAUCUGCCAGGACUAUGACAGUGACAAAAUGUUCCCGGCGUUCGGCUUUGGUGCUCGCAUCCCGCCCGACUACAAGGUCUCCCAUGACUUUGCAGUGAAUUUUAACGAGGAGAACCCCGAGUGUGCAGGCAUCCAGGGCGUGGUGGAGGCCUACCAGGCCUGCCUUCCCAAACUUCAACUCUACGGACCUACGAACAUCGCUCCCAUCAUACACAAAGUGGCCAACUCCGCCUCGCAGGAGGUUCACACCAAAGAGGCCAUGCAAUACUUCAUCCUUUUGAUCCUGACGGACGGCGUGAUCACGGACAUGGCGGACACGCGUGAGGCCAUUGUUCAGGCAUCUCACCUUCCCAUGUCCGUCAUCAUCGUGGGCGUCGGGAAUGCAGACUUUGGAGACAUGCAGAUGUUGGACGGAGACGACGGGAUCCUCAGGUCGCCCAGAGGAGAACCCGUACUCAGAGACAUCGUACAGUUUGUGCCCUUCAGAAACUUCAAGCAUGCAUCGCCGGCAGCACUCGCGAAGAGCGUGCUAGCCGAGGUUCCCAACCAGGUGGUGGACUACUACAACAGCAAAGGCAUCAAACCCAAAGUGGCCAGUCAGUACCACACCUCCAGAACCUUUGGACCUUGAGGGGCUUGUCUCACCGCCUCCAACAUGUCCGCCACAUAACUGAAAAGCACAACUUGUUUUUUGUUUUGAUUUGAAUGUUCAGCAGCAACCAUAAUUUGUUUUGUUUACAUUUGUUUGUGUUGAGGUUGGGCCUUGCUGUGUAGUGUCCACUUUGGGAGCAUGUGAUUGAAUAGCUAGCGUGUUAGCCUAACUAGCACUUAGUCACAUAUUGUAGCACCCCCUCCUUGUGGUGGACAAGUAUUAACACAUUCUUUCAACACUUUGAAUAACUAGAGCACACUCUCAACUUAGCAUCUUCUUUUCUCAUGAAUAUUAAAUACCACUAAUGACCACUAACUACAUCUAACAACUGCUAAGGACCAUUAAUAGCAGCUAGCACACACACACUUAUCUUCUCGCUAAUAACUGCUAAUGGCCUCUAACGACUGGUAAUGACUACUAGUGCACACACUCAUUGUAGCGUCUGCUCGUCAGAUCAAUGCUAACAACAGUUAACAACUGUUAGUGACUGCUAACAACUGCCAACGGUCUAUAAUGACUGCUAACGACAACUAGUAACAACUUAACGCCUACUAGUGACUGCUAACGACCACUGGUGACUGGUAAAGAACACAAAUGACUGAUAACAAUUGCCAAUUACUACUUAACAGCUUUUAACGACCACCACAGAUAACUAAGGAUCCGACUGCAAGCUUGAACACUUCGUGUCUUUUUAUGCAUAAACGGAUGCGAGCUAGCUGUAGCAUCUUUAGCGUCCGUCAUGCAUGCCAGGUAGCGAAAAGUGUUGCACUGUAAGCGUGCACGUAGACGUGUUGUCUGGAAGUUUAGUGCACGUCAUUACAAGCCCACAGUUUGUUUUGGGAUUUUUAUGGUAACUUACAGUAGCUCGCAGCUUCAAUGCGUCAUGCAUGAGAUUGUGUGGUUUUGCAUGCCAUAACAUAUCCGCUAGCAUGCUCAGUCAAAACAUACGGUAUCCUAUUAAAAUUUUAUGAAAAGUCUCCGAGCGUGUUAUUACGUAACAUUUGCUAGCGUGCUAUGUCAAAACAUAUCCCCUACCAUUUUAUGUGAUGUGUGCUAGGAUGGUAUGACAUAACGUCCACUAACAUGCUUGCUCAAAACAUAUCCGUGAGCAUUUAUAGAAUGUCUGCUAAUGGGGUUUUGAUGUAACAUCUGCUAGCAUGCUAUGUCAAAACAUCUAGUGUGUUAUGACGUAACAGUGUGCUGUAUCAAAACAUCCCCUAGCAUUUUAUGACAUUUUAUGUUUUGCUAGUGUGCUGUGGCAAAACAUAUGCGCAGGAAUUUUAUGACGUUAACAUCUGCUAGCAUUCUACGUCAAAACAUAUCUGAUAAAAUGUUAUCAUAUAACAUCUACUAGCGUCCUAGGUCAAAACAUAUCUACCAGCAUUUUAAGUCAAAAAAUGGCUGCUAACAUGUUAUGUCUUAAUAUAUCUGCUAGCAUUCUAUGACAUAAUUUCUGCUAGCAUGCAAGGUCAAAACAUCUUAGCUAGCAUUUGACAUAAAAAUGGCUGCUAACAUGUUAUGACUAUGAUGUAAUAUUUUGCAAGCAUGCUAGGUCAAAACAUAUCCUACUAGCAUUUUAUAAAAUAUCUCCUAGAGUGUUAUGACAUAACAUCUUGUAGCGUGCUAUGUCAAAACACCUCAGGUAGAAUGUUUUGACAUAACAUACCGGCUAGCACUUUCGAUGAUAAAAAUGGUUGGUUAUGAUGUAACAUACUGUAUGUGUGAGCCUUUAUGCUAGCAUUUUAGGAUAAAGUUUUUGAUGCUAACAUGAUGUGACAUAACAUAUGCUAGCAUGCUAGGUCAAAACAUCCGGUGGCAUUCUAUGCAUUUCAUUAGCAUUUUGCCAGAGCAUUUUGCUGGAAUGCUACAUGCUACAAUGUAACAUGUCUGCUAGCAAAGUCUUUUGCUAGCAUGACAAGCGUAGACUUCAAAGCACAAUUUCCUUUUUAUAGAGAAAAGUUAUGUUUCCAUGGAAACCGCCAGGUUUGUUUCCAUUUGAUGUGUUUGGAUCUUUUGUCUUCCUGGUGCCCAUUUUGAAGCCUCUUGUCUUUGCUGACGUGUAACGUUUGAUACAAGAUGGCGGA